AUGGAGGCCGUUCUGAUUUCGGGCGCCCAAGGAUUAAACAGCGAAGGACUUGAAGGAGUGGACAGUGGCCGGCGAUAUCGCCAUCACUCGGUCGACGGGCGCCCAAAUCCGCCUUCAACAUCGCGAGGAAGAUUUUCUCCAGAAGGACGUCCAUCCCUGCGCGGGCGAUUUAACAGCGACCUCGGUACAGGCGCCUUCGAACAAGCCGCGAAAUAUUUACGUCCGGAUAAAAUAUCCGUCUAUCCUCUUUUCGGAGGAUCGACGAAAAGAGGAGGAGUUAGAGUUAAAAUUAACGUGAGUGGAAUGAUUUUUGAAACCCUCGAGUCAACGCUUUCGCGCUUUCCAGAUUCGCUAUUGGGGUCACCGAUGAAGCGCGAAAAAUAUUACGACUCAAAGAAGAGAGAAUUUUUCUUCGACAGAAAUCGAGUUGCAUUUGAUGCUAUUUUGUAUUUCUAUCAAUCACGCGGAAAACUAUUGAGACCCGUCGAGAUUGACCGCAAAACUUUUUGCGAGGAAAUUCAGUUUUUCGAAUUGGGAGAAGACGUUAUCGAACGUUUCAAAGAAAUGGAAAUGAACGUGGUAGACCAAGACAUUGGUCCUCUACCGGAAAACCCGAUUCAAAGGAAGAUAUGGCAAGUAAUGGAGCUACCACAUUCAUCUCUUCCAGCCCAGAUUGUCGCCAUUUGGUCAGUAGUUGUGAUUUUAGUGUCAAUAGUUAUAUUUUGCAUCGAAACACUGCCUCAGUUUAGGGAAAGUCGUAACGAUAAGAACUCGGCGCUGUAUGGCUUGGAAAUUUUCUGCGUUGCUUGGUUUACCUUUGAGUAUGUUGUUCGCUUGCUCGCGGCACCUCAAAAACUGCGUUUUUUACGCUCGUUUCUGAACAUCAUUGACCUAGUUGCUAUUUUACCCUAUUACGUUAUACUCGGUUUAUCUGUGAGUGGUGGCGAUGAAUCCGGUAAUACUUCGUACGUAGCCUUUUUCCGCAUACUUCGACUAGUGCGAGUUUUCAGAAUCUUCAAAUUAUCCAGACACUAUCGCGGUUUGAAGAUCCUUGGCAUGACGCUGAGAGCAAGUCUCCGAGAGCUUCUUUUGUUGUCCUUCUUCCUACUCAUGGGUGUUAUAAUAUUUUCCAGUGGAGUUUACUACGCGGAGAGUGCUAAUUUUGGAAGCAUCCCCGAAGCAUUUUGGUGGUCUGUAGUUACUAUGACAACGGUAAGUUUCUGUUCAUUUACAUUUGUCAAUUGCAUUUCCUCCGAUAAUUGGAGGAUAAGAUAGGUCUUUGAAGGCCAGCAUUAAUGAAAUUUCAAAACACUCAUGAAUGACGCCCAAUCAUGACAACACUUACAAUCAUCAAGUGUUUUUGUUUUUUUCUUUCCUCUUUUUUUAUUCUGUUUCAUAAUCUUUAAAUUAUCGAAGAAACAUGAAUCAGUCACAGUUUCAAAUUGAAAGAGCUUAGUACAAAUCUAAUUUUUUCGUUUCAUGAAAAAACACGAUAUUUGCAUAUUCACACUCAAGUUUGCAUGUAAAUCUCAAAGUCUGAUAUAAAUUGCAAGGGAAAUACCGAAAAACAUGAAGUUUACCCACGAUUCCUUACAAAAAAGAAAAUAUCUGCCCGAGAAACAAAAUACUUCACAAAAAAAUUGUCAUUCAUUAUUAAUGCUGAGCAUAACUGCCAUUUUAUUGAUUGGUUUUUGUAUUGCUCAUUAAACAUCUCUAAUAUAAGUUUGACGACAUUUAGUAUUUCAUUCGCAGAGGUGACGAGAAUGUUUAUUACAUUUUCCAGCUAGUGAAGCGCGUAAAAGAAAUUCUAAUCAUAUUUAUUAUAUUUUAGUCUGUACAUGACCAGAUGGCGAGCGAAAAUAAACAACUCCGCGGGAUGACACUGAAAAUUUUGAAAAAAAUCAAGAGUCGGCUUUGACCAAAUUAUUUUUACAGAGCGCACUGAGAUAAAAUUCUAAACUUCUCGUAAAAGAAAAUUUUCAAAUAAUCAGACUUGCUGUGAUUGCUAUCACUUCGAUAUUUAAAGAACCGUACAAUCUCGGAAAAGAAGUUGAUUGGCGAUAAUUUUCAGUCGUUGCUCUGAAUGCACUCGACUUUCUCUUUCAUUAUACCGAGCGAAAAAGGCUGAAAUGAAAAAUUUUUAUUCAAAAUGGUGCUAAUAAAAGAAACAUUAAUUAUUUAAAGGCGGUAGUGUUGCAGAAAAUUUCAUUCGCGAUGCACGGAAGCGUAUUCAUUUGUGAAAACCCAGCUCGAGGUCAUAAAAAAUUAGAGAUAGAUCUGGCUUUGUAUGAGCAAGCGUAUAAUCUGCAGCGAGAAGGAAGAAUUAUCGAUCGCCUUACCGUUUCAAAAGCGACCGGAAGAUUAAAAUAUUGUUAUUGUAUGCUCUUUAGGUUGGAUAUGGAGAUAAAACCCCCACUACCGCAUGGGGAAAGGUGAUUGGCUCCAUGUGCGCAGUCGCAGGAGUACUCACACUAGCUCUGCCUGUUCCAGUGAUUGUAUCAAACUUCAGUUAUUUCUACAAUCUGGAUAAAGAGAAGAGAGCGGAGACUAGCGACUAUGAAUCUGUUCCUAACACUUCUCAAGAGCGAAUGUCUGAAUCGCCGUAG
Pocillopora meandrina is the source of this 2606-nucleotide messenger RNA. NCBI's taxonomy places the organism in Eukaryota, Metazoa, Cnidaria, Anthozoa, Scleractinia, Pocilloporidae. The record is from the annotation of a GenBank genome assembly.